Messenger RNA from Pyricularia oryzae 70-15, 1503 nucleotides. RefSeq lists its product as uncharacterized. NCBI's taxonomy places the organism in Eukaryota, Fungi, Ascomycota, Sordariomycetes, Magnaporthales, Pyriculariaceae. Gene Ontology annotation, cellular component: TRAPPIII protein complex. The record is from RefSeq and is a predicted model, not a curated record. The transcript has 2 exons. Bases 190 to 1209 code for a protein of 339 amino acids.
GCAGGGAUGCAAAACGAUUUCCAGAAACAAUUAAUUAUCCUGCUUCGUAUUCCCAAAUGAUACCUUGACUUGGAACCUUGCUCCCUUUGCUAAUAAUAAACGCCUGAUAAUUUUUUGUCUUCAAAAAUCCGCGGGAAGCAGUUCGUAAAUCCUACGCUAGCAAGGUCAUAGGCACGGCGACUUGACACAAUGAGCCACCAAAGAUUCCCUUCAGAUGUCAUCAAGGAACCCCAUUCCAUAUCGCUCAAGGUCCUGAGACUAUCCCGCCCCUCACUCGUGGCCCAAUACCCGGUCAAGUCACCAGAGGGCUCCCAGCCAUCAGCAGGCGCGGGCUCGCACCCGGCGUCGCUGGCGUACGGCUCCCCGGAUGGCACGAAUCCGGACCCGUUUAUCCUGUCGCCGAUCCUCAACCUUCCGCCGUCGUUUGGGUCGGCCUACGUCGGCGAGACGUUCAGCUGCACGCUGUGCGCCAACCACGACGUGCCAGAUGGCGCCGCCGCCCGGCAGGUCCGGGACGUGCGCAUUGAGGCGGAGAUGAAGACGCCCGGGAGCGCGGCCGGCGUUGUCACCAAGCUGGACCUAGGUCCCAACGGCGGCGGUGGUGGAGAGGGGGACGGUGGCGUCGAUCUGCGCGAGGGCGAGACGCUGCAGAGGAUCGUGCGGUUCGAUCUCAAGGAGGAGGGCAAUCACGUGCUCGCCGUCACGGUCAGCUACUACGAGGCCACAGAGACCAGCGGCCGCACGCGCACGUUUAGGAAGCUGUACCAGUUCAUAUGCAAGUCUUCGCUGAUUGUGCGAACAAAGGCGAGUCAGCUGCCUGGAGGCUCGGGGGCUAUGACAGAGACGUCUUCGGCGGGGGGGAAAGAGGAGCAACAACAGUCACAACUACGAAGGCGGCGUCAGUGGGUCCUGGAGGCGCAGCUGGAGAACUGUAGUGAGGACGCGAUACAGCUUGAGCGGGUGGUGUUGGACCUGGAGCCAGGACUUGUAUACACUGAUUGCAACUGGGACGCGGAUGAGCGGCAGAAGCCCGUCUUGCAUCCUUCCGAGGUUGAGCAGGUUUGUUUCGUGGUUCAGGAGGCCGGAGCCGAGUGCGAGGUUAUGGAUGGUAAGGUUGUGUUUGGGGUGCUUGGGGUGGGAUGGAGAGGCGAGAUGGGCAGUCGGGGAUUUCUGUCUACAGGCAAGUUGGGUACUAGGUUUGAUGGGUGAUUUCGUUUAGCCGUGCCUGCAAUUAAUGAAGGCGGGCAGCGGGUGAUGACGAUCGUCUUCUUUCUGCUCGAUAAUAGUCCAUCCGGUAACAUUUCUGUCUCUUUUUACCAUGGACCGAAGAAGAAUAUUUUCUUUACUUUGUGGUUGCCACAAGUGCCCGUCAAAGAUGGAUGCGGACUGUGCCGGUUCUCGGAUUACCCCGAAAAGACAAGGCCUAAAAUUGGCCAAGCGGCGAACGCAAAUGAGCCCCCGAAUCCUACAGAAAAAAGAAGAAGAAAAAAGCACGUUGCCUAC